AGAUGCAGCGGAGAGGGGAGGGGAGGGGGGGGGGAGGAUAGUGGCAGGCAGAGAAGCAGAAGAUGCUGAGGGUGAUGCUGCAGCCCGUCAAUUCAUCCUUGCCUGACUUGUGAGGGAGUUUGAAGCUUGCGCCUGACAAACAUGCAGAACCACAUUUAAGUCCGUGGGCCCGGAGUGGGGCUUUAGGGGUGCCGGUUGAGGGUAGCACACGUGUGAAGCCAUGGCGAGCGCCCAGCCGGGGGUCCACGCCUUGAAACUCCAACCUCCCGCCGUGUCCCACACGCUGAGGAAAGGAAGCAACUUCAUUAAAUGGGAUGAGGAUCUUUCCACUGUGACUCCUGUGACUCUUCAUGUGGACCAACAUGGACUUUAUCUGUACUGGACUGACCAGAACAAGGAGACAGAGUUGCUGGACUUGACCCUUGUGAAAGAUGUCAGAACAGGCAGAAGCACCAAAACGCAGAAGGAGGCAAAAUUGCGGGAGCUGCUGGAUGUGGGCAAUCUGGUCGGCCGCCUGGAGAACCGCAUGGUUACCGUGGUGACGGCUUCAGACAUCGUCAAUGUCAACCAGCUGAACUUCAUUGCGGCUCAAGAGGAGGAAGCUAAGGCGUGGUGUGAGGAACUCUUCUCUCUGUCUUCCAACCUGCUGAGCCACAACCUCAAUAGAGACCACAGUCUCCUUAAAGCAUACGUCAAGUUGACUCUCCAGCCCAAUGCAGAAGGCAGGAUUCCCGUCAAAAACAUCGUUCGGUUGUUUUCGUUGGACAGGAAGCGGGUGGAGAACGCCCUGGAGAGCUGCCGCCUGCCUUAUGGACGGGGUGACGGCAUCAAACUGGAGGACUUCACUCUGGAGGUCUACAAGAGCUUCCUGGACCACCUUUGUCCUCGGCCUGAGCUCGGAAACAUCUUUAAACUGCAGGGAGGCGAUGGCGGGACGAUGUCAGUGGAUCAGAUGACAGAAUUCAUCAACAAUAAGCAGAGAGACCCAAGACUCAACGAGAUCCUCUACCCGCCUCUACGACCCGCUCAGACCCAAACGUUGCUUGAUCGACACCAACAGGACAAACCACUGCUGGAGCAGGGUCUCAUCUCCGUGCAGGCGUUUUCCAGUUAUCUUUCCAGUGACGAGAACGGCAUCAUCCCACCAGACAAACUGGAUCAAUCUGAGGACAUGAGCUUCCCUCUGUCUCACUACUUUGUCAACUCCUCUCACAACACCUACCUGACAGCGGGUCAGCUCGCGGGGAGCUCCUCGGUGGAGAUGUACCGGCAGGUUCUGCUGGCCGGGUGUCGCUGUGUGGAGUUAGACGUUUGGAAAGGAAGGACUGCCGAGGAGGAGCCUGUCAUCACGCACGGCUUCACCAUGACCUCUGAGAUCUGUUUCAAGGAAGUGAUUGAGGCCAUUGCAGAGUGCGCCUUCAAGACAUCGCCUUUCCCGGUUAUCUUAUCUUUUGAGAAUCACGUUGACUCGUUGAAGCAACAGGCUAAGAUGGCUGAAUAUUGUCGAUCAAUCUUUGGGGAGGCCUUACUGAUUGACCCACUGGACAAAUACCCUCUGGAGUCGGGUGUGCCGCUGCCCAGUCCUCAGGAGUUAAUGGGCAAAAUUCUCAUCAAGAACAAGAAGUCACACAAAGCCUCCAAUAGCGCUGACGCCAAGAGGCUGACGGAGCAGCCGUCCAAUCAGGGCCACGAGCCGGUGUCUCCUUGCCCCAACACGGGAGAGAUAGACGCUGAGAGUGAGGAAGAUGACGACGAUGAAGAUGAUGACGGUAAAAAGGGUUCAGCGGAGCGUGAGGCCGUGGCCACAGAGGAGAUGUCCACUCUGGUCAACUACGUCCAGCCCACCAAGUUCAACUCCUUUGAAUCCUCCAAGAAGGCGGCCCGCUGUUACCACAUGUCGUCCUUUGUGGAGACCAAAGCUCUGGAGCACCUCACCAAGUCACCAGUGGAGUUUGUCGAGUAUAAUAAAUCCCAACUAAGUCGAAUUUAUCCCAAAGGAACCAGAGUGGACUCGUCCAACUUCAUGCCACAACUCUUCUGGAACGCCGGCUGUCAGCUGGUGGCUCUCAAUUAUCAAACCAUAGAUCUAUCCAUGCAGCUGAACCUCUUCAUGUUCGAGUAUAACGGUCGCAGCGGCUACAGGCUGAAGCCCGAGUUCAUGAGGCGGCCGGAUAAACACUUUGACCCCUUCACGGAGAACACCGUGGACGGCAUCGUUGCCAACACCCUCUCAGUGAAGGUGAUUUCAGGCCAGUUCCUCACAGAGCGCAGGGUGGGCGUGUACGUGGAAGUGGAGAUGUUUGGACUUCCUGCAGACACCAGGAGGAAAGCUUUGAAGACCAAAACCUCACAGAACAACAAUGCCGUAAAUCCAGUGUGGGACGAGGAGCCCAUCGUGUUCAAGAAGGUGAUUCUUCCAACUUUGGCCUCGCUGAGGAUCGCCGCCUUUGAGGAAGGAGGGAAGUUUAUCGGCCAUCGCAUCAUUCCAGUGUCAGCAAUAAGACCUGGCUACCGCUAUAUUGGCCUGAGGAAUGAGAAGAACCAGUCUCUUAUUCUGCCGGCUGUGUUUGUGUACAUCGAAGUCAAAGACUACGUCCCUGACACUUUUGCAGAUGUGAUCGAGGCUCUGUCCAACCCAAUCCGAUACAUCAACCUGCUGGAGCAGCGCUCCAAACAACUGGCGGCUCUGACGCUGGAGGACGGAGAGGAAGAGGCGCAGGCCGAGGAUGAAGCUGACAGCGGCGCCGAGCGUAAGAAUGACCCAAAGUCAGCGUUGGUAGAGAAUGGACUCAGCCCCACCGCUGGCCCCACAGGCCACACCCCCACCACGGCAACGCCUAAACCCUCGGCAGCCAAUCAACAAGCAGCGACCACAGAUGUAGCCAAGCCGGCAGCAAAGACUGAAGAUUUGGUUUUAAGCGUUUUAAUAGAUGUCCCGGUGUCCUCGCUGGCCAGCCUGCAGCAGUCCAAAGUUUACCAGAAGGAGCAGAAACGUCAGUUCAAGGAGCUGAAGGAGUUGGUGAGGAGGCACCAGAAGAAGACCGCUGAGCUGCUGAGAGAGAUCAACAACAAGUACAAGAAGACAGCCAGACAGUGCAGCAAGAGCAGGGCGGCGUCUUCAGACGGCGAGCGAGACGAGCGCCUCCAGUCUCUGAGGGACGAGCAGCAGCAGCAGCUCGUGACUCUGAGGCAGGAACAGUACUACAGCCAGAAGUACCUGCAGAGGGAACACAUCAAGACGCUGACGGAGCGACUGAGCAGUCUGGCGGAGGAGAGCCACAGCACGCAGAUGAAGAAACUCAAAGACGUCUGCUGCAAGGAAAAGAAGGAGCUGAAGAGGCAGAUGGAUCGAAGAAGAACAGAGAAGAUCACCCUGGCUAAGAUGAAAGAGAAACAUCUGGCGGAAGAAGAGAAGAUGGAGAUCAAUAAGUCGUACGUCAAUGAAGUGGUGCAGAACAUAAAACGGCUGGAGGAGACUCAGGCGAAGCGUCAUGAACAGCUGGUGGAGCAACACAACCUUCUCCUGCAGGAGAUACAAGAGCAGAAACCAAAGCUGCAGGGCGUCAUCGAGGCCGAGUUUCAGGAGAAGUUCCAACGUUUGCCCGGUGAGAUUCAAGACUUCCUGCAGGACAGGAGGUCAGAGGUCAGAAGUCAAAGCAAGUCCCGGCCGUCAACCCCGAACGAAGCUCUCUCAGAGGACGACUGAGGAUGAAAAGAUGUGUGAGGACAGGAAGGAAGUGAAAAGAAAUAGGAAAAGGAAAUAGACGCUGACGCUGAUGGGUUAAGACUGUUAAGACUGAUGAAGGAUUUAACACAUUCUUUUUUUUAAACAAGCAUGCACUUUGAUAUUACGCAACCUUUAUUAAGUCUGAUUUGACGUCUGAACUAUCCAUCCACUUUUCUCCUUUAGCAUGCUGACCAACAUUAGCUGCUAUUAUUAGCCUGCAAAAUAUAUCAAAGUACAUUUUUUUUGUCAUAUUACCAGACGGUAUGUGCUUAUAUUUGCAUCAAAAAUACAAAUCGGUCCGUUAUUAGACUUCCUGUUACAAACCAAUAUUGCAUUUUUGUUACCAUUCUGAACUAAAGCCUACAAAAUGGACCUUACAUGGUUGAAGCCUGUUUGCUAUUAAGAGCAGUAACCAUGGGAACCAUCCUGUUCUACUGUCUGAUGUCAUCAUUAAGGAUAGUUUCUAGUUAGUUCUGGCAAGUCCAGUCAUCCCUGGUUUAUCGUUAAUUGGCCAUAGGUGAAUUGCUGCAGAGUAGUCGUAAAUGGAGUAUUCUGUAAUUAGAGGAUGGAAGACCUGUUUAUGACCUUCUUAACGAGGGAUGUCAUAUCAAAAAAAAAAUCGGUAUCAUAUUUUUCCCCCAUCAUGAAAAGCGAUAUAAGCAAAUGCUGUAUCAACUGUUCAUUCCACCACAUAUGUUACUGCUGAUAUCUCAAUCGGAAAUUGAGUUGGACAAUAUCAUCAUAUCAAUUUCCGUUGUGAAAUACCAGUUCAAACCAGUCCAGACAGGUUCAAACCAGUUUUGGCCAGUUUAUACCAGUUCAAACCGGUUUAGGCCUGUUCACACUGGUUUAUACUAGUUGAAACCGGUUUAGACCAAUUCAAAAUGGCUUAGACCUUUAGACUGGUGCAAACUCGUUUAGACAGGUCCAAACAGGUUCAAAUCAGUUCAGACUGGUUCACACCGGUGUAGACUGGUUUAGACCUGUUCACACCAGUUUACUCAAACCGGUUUAGACCAAUUCAGACCUGUUUAGACUGGUUCAAACCGGUUCAUACAAGUUAAAACUGGUAAAAAGGUUUAGGCCAGACAGGUUCAAACCAUUUCAGACUGGUUAGAAUCUGUCCAGACCAGUUCAAACCAGUUUAGAAUGGUUCACACCGAUUUAGAGCAGUUCAGACUGGUUUAGACCCAUUCACACCAGUUUACUCAAACCGGUUUAGACCAAUUCAGACUGGUUUAGACCUGUUCAGACCAGUUUAGACUGGUUCAAACCGGUUCAUACAAGUUAAAACCGGUAGACAGGUUUAGGCCAGUCAGGUUCACACCAUUUUAGACUGGUUCAAAUCCAUCCAGACCAGUUCAAACCAGUUUAGAAUGGUUCACACCGAUUUAGAGCAGUUCGGACUGGUUUAGACCUGUUCAGACUAGUUCAAACUGUUCCAUACCAGGUCAAACCGGUUUAGACAAGCUUAGCCCAGUUCAAAUCAUUUUAGACUGGUUCAAACCAGUUUAGACAGGUCCAGAUCGGUUCAAACCUGUUCAAAUUCUUCCAGACGUGGUUGAGACCGGUUCAAGUUUAGAGAUACAGAUACAAGACAUACAGAGAAAUAUUCUACAUGGUUUCUUUGUGUUAGUAAUGUUAUAUUGAUGAAACCAUGGCCACAGGCAGGAAGCACGCUGUCAAGAAAAAAAGACAAAACUCCCAAUGCUAAUAUGUGACUUUGUUAUGUCUCAUUUAUGUUUACUAUAUUGAGUAAUGUGAGUGCAAAGAUGACUAUAGGGGUGUUAUGUCAUGCCUAGAGGGCUCUAAGGUUAAAAAAAACAUAUUUAGAAGGUCAAUGCUUUGACUACAAUAAUAUUCCUAUUAUAAAUAAUCUUACAUCACAGAAAGUCACUUAUCGCUGCUGGGUCUUAAACCAAUUAAUAGCGAUAAACGAGGGAUGACUCGACUUUAUCACAAAGAAAUGUACUAUAGUACCCCACUGAGCUCCAAUAUCAUUUUAAAGACCCUGAACCGAGAAGGAGCAGGAUGAGAUCGUGUAAAUUUGCAUCUGGAAGCAUUGACUGAGUCAAAGAUUAAUAAUAUGAGAGAUCACAACUUUGUUUUUGCAUGAUGUAACUUUAAUGAUGCACUUUUUUUGUAUUUGUAAUUAUUUACUGUUAAUCAAGGUGAGCGUAGGAAUUUCAAAGUAUGUUUAUUAGACUGUUAGCCUCAUGUUUUUGUGUGUUGGAUCAACAUCCAAACUGCUGUUGGGACUUUAAAGUAAGCAAUCCGAGUCUUCACAUUCGUAGCAGCAGCAUUCGCUGGCGUCGUCCAGGCGGAGCGGUGGACUUCCCGCAUGGAACGUUUCUGCAUGAUAUAUUUGUUUCAAUGUUUCUUGAAAGCAGAGCCGUUUUUCUUCUUGGUGAAUGGACCAACAUUGUGAUUUCUUCUGAAAUGCUUGUACUGUUUUGUAAGAAAAAAAAAGAGCUUUGUACAACGUUUGAGCAAUGUGUUUUAACUUGCGCUGCGUUCGACAACCUUUUGGCAGGGAACUUUUUAUGCAGCUUACUGUUGACUGGCCCAUGUUUUUGAAGUCUUAGGCCAUUUUCCAUGGCAAUAUUCACUAGUCACGUCCAAUCCUUGCCUUUUUUUUUAGGGCCAAAUGAUGUCAUUAAAAACAUGUUAUCAACAAAAAGCAGUCGAUUGCACGGAGCAAGCGACUGAACUGAGCAUGCUUUACAUCUGCAACAGUUUGAAUUGUUGUGUGGUUUUACUGGAUGCUAUUUCAAGACUAUUCUGAGCACUAUUAAAAUGUUUCAACUAAACUGUUAUUUCAAAAGAAUCAUACAGAUAACAUAAUGUUUUCAAAGCUGUGUAAAUGGCCAUACAUCCCUCGCCACUUUCUGGUUCAAACACAUUGUGUGUUCACAAAUUAGUUCAUUAAUAAAUGAUAACCGUCAAAAGAUAUAGAAAGGUAAGUCACGUGUAU
Doryrhamphus excisus (bluestripe pipefish) is the source of this 6701-nucleotide messenger RNA. RefSeq names its product phospholipase C beta 1 (gene plcb1). The record is from RefSeq and is a predicted model, not a curated record. Gene Ontology annotation, biological process: G protein-coupled receptor signaling pathway; phosphatidylinositol metabolic process; release of sequestered calcium ion into cytosol. Gene Ontology annotation, molecular function: phosphatidylinositol-4,5-bisphosphate phospholipase C activity; calmodulin binding; calcium ion binding. NCBI's taxonomy places the organism in Eukaryota, Metazoa, Chordata, Actinopteri, Syngnathiformes, Syngnathidae. Gene Ontology annotation, cellular component: nuclear speck; cytoplasm.